AUUCUGGGGAAAUUCCAGAUUGUGAAACUGGAAGUCUGCAGGUGGUUGGGUGUUUGUUGUUUUAAAGUAAUUAAGUGUCGUUAUUCACUGUGCUGAGAUUCUUUCAUCCUGGUUACUGGUAAUUUUAUACAGGGAAGAGUACUGGAGGCGUAUCAGGAAGAAGCUGAGAUUUCCAGGAGUGGCUUUAUAACUUGCUGAACAGUAUUGUUUCUUAACCAGACACAAUGAAGCCUGCUGUGUUUCUCCUUAUGUUGUGCUUUGUUAGUGCUUCAGCUGAGCAGCAAUGUAACCACUCUCCUAGUGACUGGUGCAGCUCCUGGGAAAUUGCUAAAGCCUGCCAGGUGGAAGAGCAGUGCUUGGAAUACUACACACGUAAAGAACACAAACUGAGCCAAGAACCAGCGGUGCAAAUUGAACUGUAUUAUGAAGGCCUUUGUCCAGCUUGUCGCCAAUUUCUUAGUCGUCAACUAUUCCCUACAUGGCUAAUGUUGGCUGACAUUAUGAAUAUUACACUGGUGCCUUAUGGGAAUGCAGAGGAGAAAAAUGUUUCUGGAAAGUGGGAAUUUGAUUGUCAGCAUGGACCAGAUGAAUGUUUUAUAAACACAGUAGAGACAUGUCUCAUGUUUCAGCUGAAGGAUAUAUUGAGUUAUUUUCCGAUUAUAUUCUGUAUGGAAGUUUCCACUAAUAUCAAAAAGUCUUUGGAACCAUGCCUUGCAGUAUUUGAGCCAGAUCUCUCAGCCAAAGAAGUGUUGGGGUGUGUGAAUGGAGACUUGGGUAACAAGCUUAUGCACCAAAAUGCCCAGCGCACGGCAGCACUAAAUCCUCCUCAUAAGUAUGUGCCAUGGAUAGUCGUUAAUGGGAAACACAAUGAUUCUUUGGAAGCUGAAGCCCAAAGUGCUUUGUUUCACCUUGUAUGUGAUUUAUACACUGGGCCGAAGCCAGAUGCCUGUUCAGGAGAAGGAGUUACCCCAUUAAAGAGGGAUUCCCUAUGUUUAGCUUGAAUUAUCAAGUGCUGUGAACAAAUAUUUUUAAGAAAGUGGGAAAGUGAAGAAAAAAAAUCACACUAAAUAAUAAGAAUCUUUUUUUUACUGACUGUAUACAGUAUAUAUAUAUAUAUGAACAGUAAAGAUAAUUUUUUGACUGCCCUAA
This is a messenger RNA of Pseudophryne corroboree (corroboree frog), 1149 nucleotides long. It is a transcript of the gene IFI30, whose product is annotated as IFI30 lysosomal thiol reductase. Gene Ontology annotation, molecular function: oxidoreductase activity, acting on a sulfur group of donors, disulfide as acceptor. The record is from RefSeq and is a predicted model, not a curated record. The transcript has 7 exons. Lineage: Eukaryota; Metazoa; Chordata; Amphibia; Anura; Myobatrachidae. Gene Ontology annotation, cellular component: lysosome. The coding region runs from base 225 to 1001 and encodes 258 amino acids.